Messenger RNA from Electrophorus electricus (electric eel), 1576 nucleotides. It is a transcript of the gene smpx, whose product is annotated as small muscle protein X-linked. NCBI's taxonomy places the organism in Eukaryota, Metazoa, Chordata, Actinopteri, Gymnotiformes, Gymnotidae. The record is from RefSeq and is a predicted model, not a curated record. Gene Ontology annotation, cellular component: M band; costamere; muscle tendon junction.
AGAGAGAGAGAGAGAGAGAGAGAGGGGAAGAGUCCACUGAUACAGUACCGGCGAACCACGCGGGGACGAGACUGACCCGGUAAGGACAGAGCCAGAGGGAGACGUUUAGACAGUGAACGAAAGACACUUCGGCAUCUGACCUGGCCUUCUCAAAGAGGAAAAGAUAGUUGGAUAGUUGGCAGCUGAAGGACCUCGGACAUCAGCCUGCGUGAUGUCUAAACAGCCAUCGUCAAACGUCAAAGCCUUGCAGGCCAACCUCAAUAUUCCAAUGGGAGCUUUGCGUCCGGGGGCGGGGCAUCCUGUGAAGAGGAGAGAUGAGUCAGUGGACAUAGAAGAGGCUCCGGCAGUCUCUCCAGAGGAGAAGAAGCACCUGCCCGGUGCCGUGAAACUGCCAGGCCCGGCUGUCAACCUCUCCGAGAUCCAGAACGUGAAGAGUGAGCUCAGAUGGGUCACUAAGGACUAGUCCCACAUCGGUGACUUCCCCAUCUCCAUCCCUCAUGUUCAGGAAGCUCUACCAGCUUUGCCAUUCAAUCUGAUUUCUCCAUCAACUAAGGGUCAGCUCCAACUAACCCCAACUUCACAACACACCCCAACUCCAAAACCUCCAACUGCUCCAACCAAGAGGCUCAUCAGACAAUUGAAGCUGAGCAUUCCUGCAGUAACCCCAUCCCACUCUGGCCUUAGGUUGAAAAUACACACCAGAAGACGACAGUGGAUUGCACCUGUACAUGGACUGAUGGGCAGGAAACCGUUGGUUUUAGACCAGGCUUUAAUCUGUUUGAUGUCAGUCAUUUCAAAGCCUUAUAAUGAACCCUGUAGCCUAGCCUCCUUUGUGACUCCCUGUUUAAGCCUACCAUGUGUGGUCUGACAGUGAGUAGAUCUCAUAGCCAAACUGCGAGUCUCUUUGCUUUCACGUGUGGAGUGACAUUUUUAAAUUCUUUUUAUAGAUCCUGAAUCAUGCUGGAUUAUGCAAGUGUACUGAAUUCUGUGGUAGCAAGAUUAAUCCGCACUGUCCGUAGCAAAAGUGACGAAUGCCACCUCGCCACAUUCAGUCUGAACAAAUGUGAGACACUAAAAAACAAGACUAUUUGUUUUCCCUUUCACUCCAUGGUCUUUGCUCUUAAUUCACUCCAUGUUGUUGCCUCUGCUUCGACGUGAUCCUGCGUCUUUGUUAUGUGCGAGCUGCACUGCGGAGUGUGGGCUGACACGUACCGAACCACGACUCCGUGUGCUCACGAGCAGCGCCGGUGUGGGAGGGGGAAGCAAUCAUUUGUUGUUCUUUGAACACACUGAACUGGAUUUGGAAUGCUUUGCCACUCCGUUUCAUUAGCUCUCAGACAUGCGACUUGGGAGGAGCUGCUAUAGGAUAUUUUCCCAAGGGCAGAGUAAACGCUUCACUGUUCCACAGCGACGGUGGCAGGACAGCACGCCUGUCCAUGUCAAAGUGUCCUUAUUUGAUAUUCUGCGCUCUUCCUCUAACCAGACUUUGAGGCAGUCUAUACCGAGGGCUAAAGGUAAUACAACCUAUGGAGAUUUAUUCGAACCUGGCUCACAAAUAAAAUAUGCUACAACCUGU